CUCCCUCUUUCUGCUGAAUGUGGUGAAGUCAUAUAUUUCAGACGAGGGUGUUUGCCGUAUUUAUACUGGCUGUCCUGUGCAGUACAAUCUGCACUGUGUUGUGAGGAAGCUCAAGAACGGGAACACAGCAGCACCAGCCCAAACCCACCGGUACUCACCUGAGAGCUACUACACAAACAGGACUAGAAUGGCAAACAAAGGUCCUUCCUAUGGCCUGAGCCUUGAGGUUCAGAACAAGAUUGACAAGAAAUAUCUCCCAGAAGUGGAGGAAAGGCUGGUGCAGUGGAUCAUUGCCCAGUGUGGCUCUGAAGUUGGCCAGCCUGAACCAGGCAAGAUCGGCUUCCAAAAGUGGCUCAAGGAUGGAUGUGUGCUGUGUGAAUUCAUCAACAGCCUGUAUGGAGCCAACAAACCAAUCAAGACUAUUAAGCCCUCCACCAUGGCCUUUAAGCAGAUGGAGCAAAUCUCUAUGUUCCUCAAAGCUGCAGAAAACUAUGGAGUCACCAAAACUGACAUGUUCCAGACUGUAGACCUCUUUGAAGGCAAAGACAUGGCUGCUGUCCAGACGACCAUGUUGGCUCUGGGUAGUUUGGCAGUCACAAAGGAAGAUGGGAAUUACAGAGGAGACCCCAGCUGGUUCCAUAAGAAGUCCCAAGAGAACAAGAGAGAAUUCUCAGAGGAACAGAUGAAGGAAGGCAAAAAAAUCAUCGGCCUGCAAAUGGGCACAAAUAAAGGAGCAUCUCAAGCUGGUAUGACAGGCUACGGACUACCAAGGCAGAUCAUCAACUGAAAGGCCUGUCAGCAAGGAUGGUGAAACACUGAAUCUUAUUUUGGCCAUUAGGAGAAGUGUGACAUGACUGCUUUUAAGACUAAACUGGAUGAAAACAGGGACCAAUAAGACCAUGUACACACAAUUCAUGUUGAGCAGACACACAUAAAGACAGACCUUUAACAGUAAAACAACCAAAGAAAGCAUUUUACAUAGUACUUUUGUGCUCUGUUAGGCAGCCUUGUAAAUAAUACCUUCUCUUAGACCAUUCCAGUUGUUUUCCAUUCCAGCUGUUUUGCAUGUUUUAACUCACUACCUUAAAAUCAAAUUGACUUCACAUUACUGAAAGUCAUAAGAUAUUAGAUUUCUUACCUUCCAGACAUACACUGGUUUCAAUUUAUUUGAGUAUGCUAUUGAAUAUGCUGCUCUUCAUACAACAUAGCUAUCACUUCUUGGACAUCAGGAUGCAGAGGUGGGCCACUCAAGCCACACAACUUGACUUAAGCUGCAAAUCUGAGGACCUGAGACUUGCUUAUGACUUGCACAUGUGUGACCUACACCCACCUCUGUCAGGAUGUCUGUGAAUGCACCACCAAGGAAAAUUCUGGAAAUUCAACAACAAUGAAUGACAAAUUGUCAAAAGUGAUAGCUUACCUCUCUCAAGUGAGUUUCAAGUCUCCGCAAUUCAUUGUGUACUGAAAUGAACUGAAACAAAUGGCUUAUCUGGAAGAUAGCACAUGGAAUGUUUAGUACAUUUGAAGUUAUUAGGUUAUAACAUGCAAAUCUUUUUGUAUAGUUGAGUCUAUCCCAGUUUAGAGAGUCAAUUGCAUGGUUUAAAAAAGGUUUUAAGAAAAAAAACUUAAAAUACAUGUGUGUUUUGAAUGCUCCACAACACAAUCUACAGUCAGAUACUCUCAGUUACCUACCGUAAUCGAUCUGAUCUAUAUGCUAGACCCUCUUUUUGGAGUUUAAUCCAUCAUAUAUAUGGACAAUUUUGAAAUAAAGUUCAAUUUAACAGUAA
Monopterus albus (swamp eel) is the source of this 1787-nucleotide messenger RNA. RefSeq names its product transgelin-like. Gene Ontology annotation, cellular component: actin cytoskeleton. Gene Ontology annotation, biological process: actin filament organization. Gene Ontology annotation, molecular function: actin filament binding. Bases 188 to 787 code for a protein of 199 amino acids. The transcript has 5 exons. NCBI's taxonomy places the organism in Eukaryota, Metazoa, Chordata, Actinopteri, Synbranchiformes, Synbranchidae. The record is from RefSeq and is a predicted model, not a curated record.